UCAGCCAAUGUUUGCACAUGGAGCACGAGGAAAAUAGGAAAUGAGGAGGUGGCAGCAAACCCCAGAAGGAAAAAGCAGAGCUUUGGAAGGCUCCAAACCCUCCUGCUCCCCCCAGCCCAGCAGGUGGGGAUUAGGAAAGGUUUGCCUCAAAGUCACCCUACCUGAGGAGCCAUCUGAGAGUCUGGCACCCCAGGUUGUGGCCAGGCUGGAUGAGUCUCCUCCUGGGGAAGGGUCUCCUGACAUGGAUAAAUCUGGAUCACUCCAGGGCUGGACGAAGCAGAGCUUCCUGUUCCAGGCAGACUCGAUGAAUCACUGUGCUGUCACCGGUGGAAGUGCAGCAGACGGAGGAGCAGCCCCCGGUGAUCCCCCAGGAGCCUCCUCAGGGCUGGAUGGAACUGGGAUGGAGCUCAGCUCCUGGAGGCUCUGCAGGACCCUGGGCCACAGCACUGGGAUGGCUGAGCGCCUUCACGGGAAAGGAAGGCUGGGACCAUCCAUAAAGGUGUCAAAGCAAAGCCUGCAGCUGCCCUUGGCUGCUGAGCAGCAAAUCUGUGUGCGUUGCAGAGCAAGCCUUGGUUACCUGACCGCGUUCCUGCUGAUGGAGGAGCUGCCCCCAGCGCUGCCCCGGGGAAUCCUGUGGGAUAAAUCCGUGCAAGGCACUGCUGGAGGGCAGCACUCCUGGGAAAGGCUGGGCUGAGGCACUGGGAU
Motacilla alba alba is the source of this 705-nucleotide messenger RNA. RefSeq lists its product as uncharacterized. The record is from RefSeq and is a predicted model, not a curated record. Bases 41 to 694 code for a protein of 217 amino acids. Lineage: Eukaryota; Metazoa; Chordata; Aves; Passeriformes; Motacillidae. The transcript is spliced from 3 exons.